Messenger RNA from Seriola dumerili (greater amberjack), 1733 nucleotides. It is a transcript of the gene otud3, whose product is annotated as OTU deubiquitinase 3. Gene Ontology annotation, biological process: protein deubiquitination. NCBI's taxonomy places the organism in Eukaryota, Metazoa, Chordata, Actinopteri, Carangiformes, Carangidae. Gene Ontology annotation, molecular function: cysteine-type deubiquitinase activity. Bases 95 to 1171 code for a protein of 358 amino acids. The record is from RefSeq and is a predicted model, not a curated record. The transcript is spliced from 7 exons.
CAGAUGUGUGGCAGUGCUUGAUGCAAGUGCUAGCACAUUACUGUAAGAAGACAUACUUUGGUGUUGUAGGCCUGCAGAAAGGACUGCAGCUGGCAUGUCUAGGAAACAGACAUCGAAACCUGUGCGGAGCAAUAAAAAGAGCGAACUGGAACGCAAGAGGGAUGAGCGGGCAGCACGUCGGGCCAUUGUAAAGGACCGCAAGAACCGGCCUCAGGAUGGUGAUGAAGGAGCAGAGUUUGUCAGUUUCUCCAAUCAGCUCCAGGCACUGGGGCUCAAGCUGAGAGAAGUCCCUGGAGAUGGAAACUGCCUGUUCAGAGCAUUAGGCGACCAGUUAGAAGGUCACUCCAGGGGUCACCUGCGACUUCGCCAGGAGACUGUCCAGUACAUGUCGUCUCAUCGACAAGACUUUGAGCCCUUUGUCGAGGAUGACGUGCCCUUCGCACAGCACUUGUCCAACCUCUCUCAGCCCGGUACAUUUGCUGGCAAUGACGCUAUCGUAGCUUUUGCUCGCAGUCAACAGGUGAAGGUGGUCAUCCAUCAGCUGAACACACCACUGUGGGAGAUAAAUGGUGCAGAGAAGCAGGUGUGCAGAGAGCUACACAUUGCCUACCGCUAUGGAGAUCAUUAUGACAGUGUAAGGCGGAUUGGAGACAAUUCUGAGAGUCCUGCUCAGCUCCGCAUAGAGAACAUGCAGAAUUCACGAGGCCAGCAGCGCGAGUUCGGGGACGGUCAGAGGGACAGGCAGAAAAAUCCCUCCCCCACUGCCUCGGAGGAGGACAACGUGAUCCUGAGUUCCAUCAAGAAUCGAGGAAUCCAGGGUGAUGAGGAGAACCUGCUCCAGCUGAGUGCAGCAACCAUCAAUGCUGAAUGGCUUGUCGGCUCUGUGCUGGGCCAGUCCUGCCAGGGCCAGUGUGCCUCAGGAUCCUGUUCUGCCUGCAGAGCUGCAGCCACAGACUGCAGUGAGCAUAAGCAGUCAGCAGAGGGCAGCAACGUACAAAAACCUAAGGUAUCGAACAAGCAAAGGAAAGAGCAGCAGAGGCAAGAGAAGAAGAAGCGUCAGGAGGAGAGGCAUCGGCAGAAGUUUCUCCAGAGCAAAGGAAGCAUGGAUCAGAACCAGAACCUGCCGGAAGCUGUUACUUUAGUACCAGCUCUCAACACUCUCAGUAUAUAGACUGGAGCAUGGCCAAAAUUACCUACUGCUACUCUAGCUACUGGUGGCUGACGCUGUCCACAACGUUUUGCACAUAGUCAGAUAUGAUUCAGUCACAGAGGAUGACUUUUCCUAAAGAGAACCCUAUAGUUUCUUUCCAAACAAACAGUAUAACGGUGCCUGCAAACUCAUGUGCGUGAGACGCGUGAAAGUUGUAAAAGACAAGAGAGUGACAAAGAGCACGGCUGUCAGUAUUUCCGUUGGGUUUUGAUUUAGUUCAAUCCCUGGUUGGUGUUGGUGUAUGUAGAAACUCCUCAGAGCUGGUCUACCUACCACGCUACCUUUCCCCUUUCUAUGCUGGACAUCUGGCUUUCCACGACAACCAAUGCAGAUAAUCUCGUGCAGCUGGGCUUUCUGAUUCGCCACAGAUUGAGGUAACGUUUAUUCAGAUGUUCAGAUCGUUGCGUUUGUUCGAUCUGGCUGAAGAUGGAAGAAAAGUAAAUGCAGAGCGGCAGAUGAAUGAUUGUUAUGCACACUGUGUAAGGAAUGUGGCAAUAAAAAAACAAACAAUAAAUGAUAAUUU